Messenger RNA from Bipolaris sorokiniana ND90Pr, 498 nucleotides. RefSeq lists its product as uncharacterized. Gene Ontology annotation, biological process: RNA processing. Gene Ontology annotation, molecular function: ribonuclease III activity. NCBI's taxonomy places the organism in Eukaryota, Fungi, Ascomycota, Dothideomycetes, Pleosporales, Pleosporaceae. The coding region runs from base 1 to 498 and encodes 165 amino acids. The transcript has 2 exons. The record is from RefSeq and is a predicted model, not a curated record.
AUGUCACUUUCUUUCACAUCUAGAGUGUUGGAAAUCGAGGCCAUCAUCGAUCACGUCUUCUCCAAGAAACGCCUCGCCGCGGAAGCAGCUCAAAUGGCAGCGCCACUGAUCACUUUUGUCGAGGAUAACGCCUUCAAGCCUUUGUAUAACAAUAAGAGACUAGCAAUCCUAGGAGAAGCAGUCCUUGCAAGAGAACUUUGUAGUGCCUGGUUUAGGAUGCGUGGGUCGUAUGACGAGGCCCUGUCCCCAGCACAAUGGACGCAACUGCGUAAUGACAUGAUCUCUAAUGAUUCAUUGGCUCGCAGAGGCUACAAUUCCGGAAUUGACAAGGUCAUCAUCACAGCUAGUAGUACACCUCACGUGUCUCCUAAAAUGGUCGCGACAACCCUUGCAGCCAUCAUGGGAGCAGUUCACGAAGAUGGAGGAGACACUGCUGUUCACAAAGUCAUGCAGCACCUUGGAUUCUUCAACCACACUCUUCUUACAGUAACGUCUUGA